Fundulus heteroclitus (mummichog) is the source of this 1819-nucleotide messenger RNA. Its product is annotated as macrophage mannose receptor 1-like. Lineage: Eukaryota; Metazoa; Chordata; Actinopteri; Cyprinodontiformes; Fundulidae. The coding region runs from base 161 to 1117 and encodes 318 amino acids. The record is from RefSeq and is a predicted model, not a curated record. The transcript is spliced from 7 exons.
GGGACGAAGCGCCGCAUGUGUGCAGGACGAGGUCCCGGUACUCCUGCUUCAUUUGCGCGGACACGUCCGGCGUGGACCACGGGGCAAUCCCUCAUACCGAGCAUGCAAGUAGCGACGGUGGAGAGGAAAACUUCCAUGACCGACUGGGGUUUUGAGAACCAUGGAAGAUUUCAAAAAGCUAAUGAUACUCACAGGACUAUGUUCUCUUUGUCUCUGUGUGCAUCAGCACCAGUACGUCUUAUUUCACACUCCAAAAACCUGGAGCGAGGCCCAGAGCUACUGCAGAGAAACAUGCAUUGACCUGGCCACCAUGGAAGACAUGGAUGAGAUGGAUAGGGUUCUGAAAACUGUUGCAGAUAAUUACAGUGAUGCGGUGUGGAUUGGGCUGCGAAAAGGAAGCAAGUUAGUGUGGCACUGGUCUCUGACAGGCAAAGAUUUCUACAAGGAUGGAGAAAAAAAUAACCUAAAAUGGGGCUCAAUAGAUGCCAAUAACUGUGGUGAUUUCAGUGAUGGAAAACUUUCUACAAUCUCCUGUACUUACACAAGGUUACCAGUCUGCUUUGACAAAACAAAACAAGGAGAAGCUCAGUACAUCCUUGGUCAACAGCCAAUGACUUGGACCGCUGCUCGAGAUUUCUGCAGAAAAAGCUACACGGACCUCGUCAGUCUGAGGAAUGAUACAGAAUACCAGACAGUCCAGGAUCUUGCCAAUGGAAAUAAAGUAUAUGUUGGUCUCUUCAGAGAUCCCUGGGAGUGGUCAGACCUGACUGACUCCUCGCUAAGGUACUGGAGGGAAUCCCAGGGCGUAAAUGCCGUAAAUAAAGAAUAUUGUGUUGCUUUGUUAAAGACUGAUUCUGGUAAAUGGGGAGACAGGAAAUGCACAGAAGUGCAUCCUUUCCUUUGCAAAUGCAGAGAAACCAAACUGCAGGUCAUAAAACUGAGGAUCAGACAGCAGGACUCACUUUUGGAUCUAAAUGACCCUGCUGUGCAAAACAGCAUCUUGGAACAAAUGAAACAAAAGCUGAGUGAAAAUGUAAAUGGUGUCAUUGGUCUUCAGUGGAAAAAACACUCUGAUGGAAGAGUUUUCAUUGUGGAUGCUGAGGAACACAAUCCAUAAGAAGACCACAGGGGAAUUGCUCAGAAUCUGUCUUGAUGAUGUAAAAUCCCACUAAGAUGUGUGCUAAAAAAACGUAACUGUUUUAGAUGAAGCUUUGUUUUUGACUUGGAAUACCACGUUUAGGAUGUAAUGUGACAAAUCUUCAAUAACUCUGUGUGCAGUGUGCUUAUUAAAUUUUACAAGGCUCAUUUUUAGCAGGAAUCCCCGCAAACAGUCUGCCAGUAUGUCCUGAGAACCUUACCUUUCAUUGAAUUUAGAGCUUCCUAUGUACAUAUAGGUAUAAGUAAAUAUUUGCACCCAUGAGACUAAAAUGACUCUCAGUUGUUGUGCAAUCAAGCCACGAGGAAUAAAAUCAGACUGAGUUGGAAACAACAUGAAACAUGACACUGUUGCAGGCACACAGGUGCUGCAUCUACCCUGUAAGCUCAUGUAGUUGUAAGCUCCGGUUCCUUUACAGGAGCUUACAGGAUAACUGAGCAAAUCAUUCUUUAAAAUGGUAUUUUACCAAAUAAUGUUUUGAAGCAGGAUUCUCUGAAUCAUUCAGAUGACGGUGAUCAACCAUUUUAUUUUGUCCAUUUUGUUUCUUUUGUGUGUACAUAGUUCCUUAGCUUCUUUUUACCUUAAUUUAGCUUCAUAGUUUGAAUUACGUUUCACUAGCCUAGUAGAGAGGAUUUGUUGAUUGAAAUAUAGUGUUAAUUCAGA